AUGACUGCGGACGGAUGGGCAGCCCGGCAGCAGGAGUUGGUGAAUAUCGAGUUUCAGGAGGAGAAGCGGCAAGUGGAGGAACGAUUACGACACUGGCCAGUGGAAAAGUUGGUGGCCGAGGGCUUGGCACUAUCGAAUUUGCAGGUGAAGCGUGAUGGCGAGUUCUUUGGUGACCCUCUGAUUGAGUUUUCGUUUCCGUCUGCUCAGCCGCAUGAUUUCCAGAGUGGGGACUGGCUGCUGGCCAGUAAGUCGUCCAAACACCCACUGUUGCCAGGGGCUCUGUCCGCCCAAGUAGUGGAUGUCCAGCCGACCAAGAUCUUGUGUGCCAUGCCGGAGUGGCGCUUGGACCGCGGGGUGAACUACGUGACCUUCCGUCGGAUCUCGGAAGCGUUGUCUUCCUUUGGAGGUAACGGCGUCCCAGGAGAUGUGCGUGCCAUACUCCUGGGGCAUGACGACCUUGAGGAACGCAAUGCGAUGGAGGAUCUCUCUUUACAGCUUCCAAGUGAAAUUCCUUUGGAUGACAGCCAGCAUGAGGCCAGAGGAGCUUGCAUACGUGAAGGGGUCGCAUUCAUCCCAGAACUCCCUCGAAUCGUAAACUCUGGUAAUUCGGCAGGAUGA
Messenger RNA from Symbiodinium sp. CCMP2592, 618 nucleotides. The record is from the annotation of a GenBank genome assembly. Lineage: Eukaryota; Dinophyceae; Suessiales; Symbiodiniaceae.